Molecule: messenger RNA, 1679 nt
Organism: Syzygium oleosum
Lineage: Eukaryota; Viridiplantae; Streptophyta; Magnoliopsida; Myrtales; Myrtaceae
Product: SURP and G-patch domain-containing protein 1-like protein
Exons: 9
Coding region: 189-1484 (431 amino acids)
Biological process (GO): RNA processing
Cellular component (GO): nucleoplasm
Molecular function (GO): RNA binding
Source: RefSeq, a predicted model, not a curated record
GACACAACACAAAUAUAAAACAAAAUUGCAAGGACACCGUCUCUCUUCUUUGUACCAUUUCAGAUCAGAUCCCCAUUUCCGCCCGCGAUCCUCUCGCCAUCGACCACCGAAUGAAUUCGAGCUAACUUCCAAUAUCAUCUUCGUCGGGAGUCUGAGGGACUUUAUCUGGGCAAAUUGGAAUUUUGCCAAUGGACAACCCCAAUCUUUUUGUGAACGAUGGGUCGUUCCUGCUGAGGUUCAAACAGCUUCAACAAGAGAAAGAGAACGAAGGGAAGAGGGAAGUGGGUGCUUCGCUGGAAAGCUCUAAACCAGCUAGAGUUGUAUCGGCAACUAAGGCCCCCGGCACCACCGGUGGUAAAAGUCACGUAUACAAUAAAACUAGUGAUACAAGCAAGCCCCUUCAGGCCGCUUCAGGUGGAAAACUCGCAUUCAGCUUGAAACAGAAGUCGAAGCUGGUAGCACGUCCAGCUAAGUUAGGCGGAGAUGAAGAGGAGGAAGAAGAAACCAAUUUUAGGAUGGAUAUGGGUAGUACGCCAAUGAAACGUCAGAGAUUAGGUCAAUCAGAUAUCUCCAAGCAUUCAUCGAGACAAUUUGAUAUCGCACCCCCUUCUCCAAGUGAUCCUACAGUAAAGAAUGUCGCCGAUAGACUAGCGAAUUUUGUGGCCAAACAUGGAAGGCAACUUGAGCAUGUUACUCGUCAAAAGAACCCUGGAGAUACGCCUUUCAAAUUUUUAUUUGAUGGGGCCUGUGCAGACUACCAGUAUUAUGAAUACAGGCUUUCUGAGGAGGAGAAAGCCCUUCAACAGUCUGGGGACUCCCAAAAAUCUCAAAGUGGUGGUUCUAGCAUUCCAGCAUCUAGGUCUGCUCCUACUUCUGAAAGGUCACUUAAGCAUGCCUCGAAUUAUCAGAUCCCAACCUCUGCUUUGUAUGAAGAUGUGGAUGACCCAAGAGCUUCUGUUGAUUCAACAUCAGCCGGGAAAAGUGGUGCAGAUCCCGUAGCAAUGAUGGAAUUUUACAUGAAAAAGGCUGCUCAAGAGGAAAGGAGGAGGAAACCUAAACAGUCUAAAGAUGAAAUGCCUCCACCUGCUUCACUACAGGCUCCUGCAAAAAGGGGUCAUCACAUGGGUGACUACAUUCCACUAGAAGAGCUUGAAAAGUUUCUAUCAAGCUGUAAUGAUGUAGCUGCACAGAAAGCAACUAGAGAGGCUGCUGAGAAGGCUAAAAUUCAGGCUGACAAUGUUGGCCACAAACUUCUGUCUAAGAUGGGAUGGAAAGAAGGGGAGGGUCUGGGGAGCUCCAGAAGUGGGAUUUCCAACCCAAUUAUGGCUGGUGAUGUGAAGACAAACAACUUGGGGGUGGGUGCGCAUCAACCGGGAGAGGUGACGCCAGAUGAUGAUAUAUAUGAGCAGUAUAAGAAGCGGAUGAUGCUUGGAUAUCGAUACAGGCCAAAUCCUCUGAACAAUCCUCGAAAAGCAUACUAUUGAAGAACUUUGGGAUGCAAGGUGUCCCUCUGCUGCAAAAAAGGGACGGAAAAGUAAAUUUCUGGUAGUUAUGAAUAUGGCGAGUUUGUUACUGUGUUUGUGAUGUGGCUGGACAAAUUUUUUUUUUUUUAUGUUGAAGAACCUCCUAUAUGUUAAAUAGCCAUAAACAUGAUAUAUAGCAAAUGCAAUCAUUUCUCU